AUGAAGUAUAUUUUCGCAGUCUUUGUAGUUUUACUCGCGAUCACAUACGUCCCUUAUAGCGAAGCCGCUUGUGCUGCACAACUUCAACAAGAUUCAUGUGUCUCAACUUUAAAAAACGCCAUCAAUAGUUGUGUUGCUACUGACUAUGGUUGCCUCUGUCAAAAAUAUAAAGAUUUGAGAGUGUGUUAUAAUCAAUGUCCUUCUGACCCACAAUCCAAGUCCGAUGCUGCAGGUGUAGAUGGAUCAAUCACAACUUAUUGUAUUGCUGCCUCAGACGCUUCAUCGCGUGCAUCAGCCACUCAAACCUCUUCAACAUCGUCUGGCACUUCGAAAGCCACUCCCAGCGCCGCAACAACUAGCAAUGCUCAAACUACUGGCACUAGCACUGACAGUGCCAAACCAUCAGCAUCAGGAACAAAAAAUGCUGCCACCAACCUCAACAGUCAUCACCUUCUGGAUGCUUUCUGUUUUGUUACCACCUUUAUCGCUUCAUUAUUGAUCUAA
This is a messenger RNA of Ambispora gerdemannii, 504 nucleotides long. The record is from the annotation of a GenBank genome assembly. NCBI's taxonomy places the organism in Eukaryota, Fungi, Glomeromycota, Glomeromycetes, Archaeosporales, Ambisporaceae.